Messenger RNA from Teleopsis dalmanni, 1591 nucleotides. It is a transcript of the gene Ost48, whose product is annotated as dolichyl-diphosphooligosaccharide--protein glycosyltransferase 48 kDa subunit. The record is from RefSeq and is a predicted model, not a curated record. Gene Ontology annotation, cellular component: endoplasmic reticulum membrane; oligosaccharyltransferase complex. Bases 129 to 1478 code for a protein of 449 amino acids. The transcript is spliced from 2 exons. NCBI's taxonomy places the organism in Eukaryota, Metazoa, Arthropoda, Insecta, Diptera, Diopsidae.
GCAAAGAAUAAUAGCAUAUUAAACGAUAAAUUUAACAAACAAGUACUUAUUUGAUUAUUAGAAUAUGGCAACACUGAUACCGGUAUCAAUGAAUAUUUUUCAUUAUCUUGUAGGAAGCGUAGGUUAAAAUGUGGAAAUACUUUGUUUUAAUAUUCUUAUUAUUUAAGAAUAGUAAUGCUAUUUUAAGCUCUGAUGGAGAUACUUUAGUCUUACUAGAUAAUUUAGCGAUUCGCGAAACACAUUCAAUAUUUUUCAAAUCACUGCAGGAUCGUGGUUUUAAGUUAACAUACAAAUUAGCUGAUGAUUCUGGACUUUUACUUUCUCGGUAUGGAGAAUAUCUUUAUAAGAACUUAAUCAUUUUUGCUCCAAAUGUUGAAGAAUUUGGUGGCGAUAUUAAUGUAGAAAAGCUUACUGAAUUUAUUGAUGAUGGCGGCAAUGUACUCGCAGCAGGUAGUGAGCAAUCUGGUGACGCACUACGAGAAUUUGCAGCUGAAUGUGGAUUUGAAUUGGAUGAUGAAGGUGCUUUAGUUAUCGAUCAUCUAAACUAUGAUAUAUCUGAUGAUGGUGAUCAUACUACAAUCGUAACUUCUGCGAAAAAUCUCAUUAAUUCACCAUAUAUUGUUGGAAGCAACUCUAAUGACAAGCAAUCACUACCAUUACUUUAUCAUGGUACUGGGCUACUCGCCGACAAAGAAAAUCCUCUAGUUUUACAGUUAUUGACUGCUGAAAACACUGCUUAUAGUUAUAAACCCGAAAAACCUAUUAAGGAGUACCCCCAUGCAAUUGGAAAAGGUACACUAUUGAUAGCAGCUUUACAAGCACGUAAUAACGCUCGAGUCGUAUUUUCGGGAUCAUUACAUUUCUUCUCCGACAAAGCUUUUACCUCAGCUGUACAAAAUGUGCGAACAGAUAGUUCUAGCAAGCAAUCAGGAAAUCAAGAUGUGGCUAUAUCUAUUAGUAAAUGGGUAUUUGGUGAAGUUGGACGGCUACGAGUAACAUCUGUAGCUCAUCAUAAAGAAGGCGAACAACAACCUCCAGAACAAGCUUAUACAAUCACAGAUCCUGUUGUUUAUACAAUAACUAUUGAAGAGUUGGUAUUGGACAAAUGGCAGCCAUUCAAAGCUAACGACGUACAAUUAGAAUUUGUUCGUAUUGAUCCUUUUGUUCGAACGAAUUUAAAACAAGUUAAUGGUGGUCGUUAUGAGGCUAAAUUUAAGAUUCCCGAUGUAUAUGGUGUUUAUCAAUUUAAAGUUAAUUAUGAUCGUGUUGGCUUUACUCAUCUAUACAAUACCACACAGGUAUCAGUACGGCCAUUAGAACAUACGCAAUAUGAGCGCUUUAUACCAAGUGCUUUCCCUUACUAUACUAGCGCUUUUUCAAUGAUGAUAGGAGUGUUCAUCUUCUCAUUUGUCUUUUUGCAUUUCAAAGAAGACAAUGUUGUUUCUAAAGAGAAGGGAAAUGAAAAGAAAUCACAGUAAUUUAAUGUAAUUAUGUUACAUACAAUAUAAAGUUCUACACAAGAAAACUUCAACAUACAUUUAAGAACCACUGUAACUUUUUAAUUAAUAAAACAAGUUUUUCCAUAUGCCAA